CACGGCGGGCAGCAUGGAGGAGCGCGUGGCGGAGCGGCUCCGUGGCGCAUUAGGUCCCUUCGGCUUCGAGGUGCACGCCUUCAAGGUUGGAUGGUACAAUGCUGUUCUCCAGCCAGCCUUCCAUCUCCCCUACCCAGAUGACACGCUGGCCUUUGUGGUUCUCAGCACACCUUCCAUGUUUGAUAAAGCCCUUAAGCCUUUUAUCAACAAAGAGCGGUUAAAAAUCAUCAGGGAUCCCGUGGAUCAGUGUGUUUCUCAUCAUUUAUCACGUCUGAAGGAGAAAUUCCCUGACCAGAAGGUGGACAUCAUCUUCGAUUAUGAGAUCCUGCCAAGCCGAAAGCCCAAGUUCUUGGCACAGACAGCUGCCCAUGUUGCUGGAGCUGCAUAUUACUACCAAAGGAAGGACGUGAAGCUUGAUCCUUGGGGGACAAAGAAGAUCUAUGGGGUAUGUAUCCACCCCAAGUACGGCGGUUGGUUUGCUAUCCGGGGUCUCCUGCUCUUCCCAGAUAUUCAGGUACUGCUGCUGAAACAGUCUGCCCCUAUUGACUGUGUGAGCACAGAGGAGAAAAGAAUUGAGUUGCUGGAGCAGUUCAAUUUCCACUGGAAGGAUGGCCGCUACAGGGACAUAAUUGAAGUGAAGGAAAGGUAUUCAGAAGAGCAAAAAGCCUACUUUGCCACUCCUCCAGCAGAGAGAUUCAGACUGCUAGGGCUGACAUGUGAAGCCCAGAGGAACACAUUUCACUGAGCAACGUGGCUCCAUAAAGGGGAACAGAGGGCAAGCAAAAUGUAACUCAUCAUCACCUUUGCCUCAGUGCUGAGGAGAACAGCAUGCUGAUACAGAGAUGGUGAAUCCAGGCAGUCUCAAUCCAAACAGCAGCAUCUCGGUGUAAGAGGGAGCACUGCAUCAGAGUACUUGCAGUGUGGAGGAAGGUGGGAGAAGUCCGUUCUGUUUGAUGAGGCUUUUUGGGAGUAUGGUAAGAUGCCAAGGAGCCUUGGUUAGGAAAAGUUCAGACACCCUGACAACUGAAAAACCUUUGCUGCUCAUUAAAGAAGUAAUUUUGCUGCUCAUUGUA
This is a messenger RNA of Dryobates pubescens (Downy woodpecker), 1073 nucleotides long. RefSeq names its product metabolism of cobalamin associated C (gene MMACHC). Gene Ontology annotation, biological process: cobalamin metabolic process. NCBI's taxonomy places the organism in Eukaryota, Metazoa, Chordata, Aves, Piciformes, Picidae. Bases 14 to 745 code for a protein of 243 amino acids. Gene Ontology annotation, cellular component: cytoplasm. The record is from RefSeq and is a predicted model, not a curated record. The transcript has 4 exons. Gene Ontology annotation, molecular function: cyanocobalamin reductase (cyanide-eliminating) (NADP+) activity; demethylase activity; FAD binding.